GCAUCCGUCCCGGAUGCUCCUGCCCGUGCCCUUCCCGCAGGUCUUUGCACCUGAUGUUUCUAAAGACGGCGUGAUUGGUUCGGAGCGCGCGGAGGGUGAGGAAGUUGAGCGCGCCACCUCGCUGACGCAGCUUCACGCUGCGGCCGGUGCCGGGCGCUGCCAGGCUUUGCGCUGCAUGGCAACUGCCUUAAGACAACAUCAGCGUUCGGCUUGGGCUGCAGCUGUCCGCACACGCUACGACGUGGAGGCAGAUGAGUUUCGAGAUGUUCUGGAGGUUGUGACAGACCACCUGGAAAGCUCUGCAGCCGACGAGACGGAAGAGGAGGAGUUCUCCAGUGAAGGUUAA
Messenger RNA from Symbiodinium sp. CCMP2456, 346 nucleotides. The record is from the annotation of a GenBank genome assembly. Lineage: Eukaryota; Dinophyceae; Suessiales; Symbiodiniaceae.